Messenger RNA from Lycium barbarum (goji berry), 2468 nucleotides. RefSeq lists its product as uncharacterized. The coding region runs from base 408 to 1328 and encodes 306 amino acids. Lineage: Eukaryota; Viridiplantae; Streptophyta; Magnoliopsida; Solanales; Solanaceae. The record is from RefSeq and is a predicted model, not a curated record. The transcript has 3 exons.
CUUCGUUUUUCUUGUUGCUAAUCAGAAAACAAAAUCUAAAAGAUCUCAAAAAAAAAAAAAAUCUUGAAAAAAGAACAAUAUGGUCAAAUGUGGAUGUGAAAGAGAUAAGGUUGAAAGUUUUGCAAGUUAAAAGGAAGAAUUACUAUGAAGAGGACUUUGAGGUCCCAAAACCUAUCAGAUAAAAAGGUGAUUAUAUUUUAUUCCAAAGUUUUAUGAUGCUCAAAGAAUAAUACAUUAACAAAACCUAGCAUUUUUUAACCUGCAAAUAGGAAAAGUAGAUUCUUUUGUUCCUUCUUUUUUGCAGCCUUCAUCUAUUUUGCAUAUUCUCAUUGCAUCACAAAACUCCUUUCUUGAUAAGUUCACACUACAGUAGAAAGAUCAAAUCAAGUGUGAGCAAAAAAAAAACCAUGGAAAUCUUGAUCAAGAAAGUUCAUUUUCUAGCCUUUUUGAUCUUUUUUUUGAACCUUUAUUUUACCAGAAGUACCAUUUCACAAGAAUCACAAAGCUACUGUGGAAAUAUAAAGAUUGAAGAGCCUUUUGUUUCUCAAAACUCAAAAAAUUCAUCAUUCUUGAAGAACAUGGUGCUAUGUAGAUCAGAGAUUUUAUACUUUAAAACUUCUCUUGGCCUUUUUCAAAUUUCUUCAAUUGAUUAUAAAAACAAACUGUUAACUAUUUCUCAUAGUUCUUGUUCUUCUUCAUCCAACUAUGUAUCUCCUAAAGAUUUAUCUUCUGGAUUUCCUAAUCCCCCUAAGCCUAACUCAUUACUCCUAUUCAACUGCUUAAAUUCUAAAAAUAUAUCAGCCUUACAAAGUUGCCCUCACUUGAAAAAUGAAAAAGAUUCUUUUAGUUUGUGUAAAGAAGGUGUGACAAACAAAGGGUCUUUUACUUUUUCUUGUUUGAUGGUUGAUGAUGUACAAGAUUUGGGAAAUGAGUUUCAUCCUAAAGAAUUGAACUGUUCACAUUAUAGAAGGGUUUAUAAAAGCACUUCUCAAGAUGGGAACAGUAUGAAAUUUGAGUCAGGUACAAGGCUGUCUUGGGAAGUUGACCAUGUACCAAAUCCUUGUGAUGAGUGUAGAAAGCCUCAUGGUAAUUGUGGAGUUGGAUUGAGAUGCCUUUGCCAUGUAACUGGAUGCAAGGUGGAGGUUUCUGCUGGUGCAAUCAAGAAACUUAGUGGUACUAUGCUCUUCUCUUUGCUUGUCUUGAUUGGUCUUUUGGAUCAUCUUGAAGGAGUUUUAAGAUCCUCCAAAAGCAGUGGAUUUUUGGAAGAUUCGACACAGGUGCAGCAGCUUUCAGAGAGCUCAUGCGCAACAUACCUAAAAAGUGUGUGAUGAAGAUUUCCCAGAUACUACUUUAUCAAUAUAUGUCUGAAGUGAAAAUUAUUAGUGGUGGGGUGCAUAAACCACUUAAGUAUGAGCAUGUGCAGAACUUUACUACUUGAGCAACUUAUGUAACAAGUAGGGACAUUUACAGCCCUUUAGUGAUUGCAUUGUUCAAGUUAAGCUUUUCAUCAUGCUGUAAAGUUAUGUUAUAGUUUGUCCAAAGUUAUAUGAAUCCACAUUUUUUCUAGAAAUAUGCAUGUGGUAGGGACCAAUUAUGAGACAACCAAAAUGCAGUAUCCAAUAUUGUGAUCAUAGCAGAAUUGUCUUCUUGAGAGGCUGAAAACUAGAGAACUUACUGAGACAAAUAACAAAGGAUACGUUAGUUCAAGACAGUGGAAAAAUGAUGAAGUAUUCUUGUUUAGCACUGGUUCUUUAACAUAUUGCAGCCUCUUUUUGAGGAGUAAUAUGUUUCUGAAGUUUUGUGUGUGCUGUAAAUUUCUCUUUCCUGGCUUUUGAAAUUGGAAAUUUGAGGUUGGUUUGUUGGCUUUGUUGAAACAAUGUAAUGUUGCAGCUUGAUGGGGUAAAGUGCAAACAUGUACGAAGUUCUAUAUACUGGCGUGUAAAUAUACUUACACAAUAAGUAAAUCUGUAUAAUAUGUAUGAAUUUGUAAAUUGAUAAAAAUAGUAACUAACCUGCUAUAAUACGUAAAAUGAGCGGUAGAAAGUGAAAGAAACAGAAUUUUGUGGGAAUAGUGAUGAGUAAUUAGUUAUUGAUAUGGUUUUUGUCCUCCAAGUUUGGCGUUUACCAAAGUGGUCGGCAGGGGUGGAGCUAGAGGGGCGUUAGGGGUUCAUCCGAAUUCCUUAGCCUAAAAUUACUCUUUGUAUAUAAAGUGCAGACUUUGUAUUAGUAGCAAAUACUAAUAUAAUAAAGUUUUAGAUACGGAUCACAAAUUACAACAUUAUAUCAAUCGUGUUUUGAACAUAGUAUAUAUAUAUAUAUAUGCAUAAAAAUAGUGCAAACUAAUAAUGUCCAAAAGGGUAGGCUCCAUACUGAAUAACACCAAAUAAUAUAAAAAAUAAAAAUAAAAAAAGAAGAAACCAUAUAAAGCAUGAGUUUAGUGCAAACUAAUAAUGUCCAAACGGGUAGGC